AAGUCGCCUCCCCUCCCCUCCAGUAGGCUGUCGCUGCUCCUCUCCUUCCAUCUCACACACCGCAGCCCCAGCGAGAUCGCGAGAAGGCCAUGGCCAAGCCCAAGCCUUCCUCCGCCGGCGCCAAGUCGGCAGCGGCUGCCGCCGCCCCUGCGCCGCCUGCCACAGUGCACUCAGCGCUGGUCACCUACACCUCCAUGCUCGCGCUCCUCUCCCUCUGCCCGCCCUUCGUUAUCCUCCUGUGGUACACGAUGGUGCACGCGGACGGAUCGGUGGUGCGGACUUACGAGCACCUCAGGGAGCACGGCGUGCUCGAGGGGCUCAAGGCCAUCUGGCCCAUGCCCACCCUCGUCGCAUGGAAGAUCAUCUUCGGCUUCGGACUCUUCGAGGCCGUCCUGCAGCUGCUGCUCCCUGGGAAGCGCUUCGAAGGGCCCAUCUCGCCUGCCGGGAACGUGCCGGUCUACAAGGCAAAUGGCUUACAAGCAUAUGCAGUGACCUUGAUAACUUACCUCGGUUUGUGGUGGUUCGGUAUAUUUAACCCUGCAAUAGUGUAUGAUCACUUGGGGGAGAUAUACUCUGCUCUUGUCUUUGGAAGCUUUGUGUUCUGUAUUUUGCUCUACAUAAAGGGUCAUGUAGCUCCAUCUUCAUCUGACUCUGGAUCCUCAGGGAAUGUGAUAAUUGACUUCUACUGGGGUAUGGAGCUGUACCCUCGGAUUGGCAAGUACUUUGAUAUCAAAGUCUUCACAAACUGUCGUUUUGGUAUGAUGUCCUGGGCUGUUCUUGCUGUAACCUACUGCAUAAAGCAGUAUGAAAUGAAUGGCAGAGUUGCUGAUUCUAUGCUUGUAAAUACUGCACUUAUGUUGAUCUAUAUCACUAAGUUCUUUUGGUGGGAAUCUGGAUAUUGGUGUACUAUGGACAUUGCUCAUGAUAGAGCUGGUUUCUAUAUCUGCUGGGGAUGCUUGGUAUGGGUUCCAUCCAUAUAUACUUCGCCUGGAAUGUACCUUGUAAACCACCCUGUGAAUUUGGGUCCCCAGUUAGCACUCUCAAUUCUUCUAGCUGGAAUGUUGUGCAUAUACAUAAACUAUGAUUGUGACCGUCAGCGCCAAGAAUUUAGACGGACAAAUGGGAAAUGCUCAGUCUGGGGCAAGGCUCCAUCUAAGAUUGUUGCUUCUUAUCAGACUACAAAGGGAGAAACUAAAACCAGUCUUCUCUUGACUUCUGGAUGGUGGGGCUUGUCACGUCACUUCCACUAUGUCCCAGAGAUUCUAUCUGCGUUUUUCUGGACUGUUCCAGCUCUUUUCAAUCACUUCCUACCAUACUUCUAUGUGAUCUUCUUGACUAUAUUAUUGUUUGACCGAGCAAAGAGGGAUGAUGACCGGUGCUCAUCAAAGUACGGGAAGUACUGGAAGACUUACUGCAACAAAGUACCAUACAGAGUCAUUCCUGGCAUUUACUGAGCAUCUUGGGUUCUGGACGACUCUUGAUAUUAAGCCCGACAGAUGCUAUGAUUCUCAAUCCAGUCUUCAAACCGAUCUGCUACUGCCUUUGUAAUUUCGCUGGUAGGUUCGCGCUGUACGCAGUAUUAGGUGUAGGCAACUUGGCAUCUACCUUGUAUGUGUCGUGUAUCCAGGGCUGCGGCUUGCUUUGUUAGACAGUAGGGGGUAGUCUUGCCUUCUCAGGGGUGCGAUGUAUUUUUUUUUCCCCAUUCAGUCGACAGGGUGACACAACAAUGAGUAGGGGCUGGUGACAUUCUGUAGCGCUUGAAUAAUAUUUGUGUGCUGUAUUUGUUCGACGGACAAUGACUAAAGUUGCUCCAUUUGCCUUUCUUUUUAA
Sorghum bicolor (sorghum) is the source of this 1830-nucleotide messenger RNA. RefSeq names its product 7-dehydrocholesterol reductase. The transcript has 13 exons. The coding region runs from base 90 to 1454 and encodes 454 amino acids. NCBI's taxonomy places the organism in Eukaryota, Viridiplantae, Streptophyta, Magnoliopsida, Poales, Poaceae. The record is from RefSeq and is a predicted model, not a curated record. Gene Ontology annotation, molecular function: oxidoreductase activity, acting on the CH-CH group of donors, NAD or NADP as acceptor. Gene Ontology annotation, biological process: brassinosteroid biosynthetic process; sterol biosynthetic process. Gene Ontology annotation, cellular component: endoplasmic reticulum membrane.